Lingula anatina is the source of this 416-nucleotide messenger RNA. RefSeq names its product ATP-dependent DNA/RNA helicase DHX36. Gene Ontology annotation, molecular function: G-quadruplex RNA binding; DNA helicase activity; RNA helicase activity. Gene Ontology annotation, cellular component: nucleus; cytoplasm; intracellular anatomical structure. Lineage: Eukaryota; Metazoa; Brachiopoda; Lingulata; Lingulida; Lingulidae. The record is from RefSeq and is a predicted model, not a curated record.
CAGGCGGAUGCCCUAUGAUUCACAUACCAGGAUUCACAUACCCAGUGGAAGAGGUUUAUCUGGAGGAUGUCAUUGAAACAUUAAGGUAUUCCCCACCCGAGAACACUUCUAACAAACCACAGAGGAGAAUCUAUGGGAGGAGGAAAAGAGAGAUGUUGGCACAGAAAGAAGAAGAAGAGUGGCUGCUUAAUGAAUGGAUUGCCUCCAUACGUCACAAGUAUUCCCCUGAUACUCUACAGACCCUGAGAACAAUGGACUAUGACAAGAUAGACGUUAUGUUGAUAGAGCAGUUGAUCAAGUAUAUCAUCAAGACUAGUGAUGAUGGUGCCAUACUGGUGUUUUUGCCAGGGUGGGAAGACAUCAAGAAACUCAAUGAAGUUCUCACUGCAAACUUUAUGUUUAAAACAGGUAACUAG